CGCGCUAUGAUGACGUCUAAAGUAACGGACGUUCUGCUACAGAUAGUUCCUCCACGUGAAGUAGCGGUAUCUGACUGUGAAGCCGUCCGGUCGCGGAGCCCAAGCUAUCGGAGGGCAGCAUGAAGGAGACUCCGCUUUCUAACUGCGAGCGGGCGUUCCUGCUCCAGGCCAUCACCGAGAAGAAGCGUCUUGAUGGCAGACAAACCUAUGACUACAGGAAUAUUAAAAUUACAUUUGGAACAGACUAUGGCUGCUGUAUUGUUGAACUUGGAAAAACCAGAGUGCUUGGUCAAGUAUCCUGUGAACUUGUUGCUCCAAAAAUGAAUAGACCUACAGAAGGAAUCCUUUUCUUUAAUCUGGAACUUUCAUCUAUGGCAUCUCCAGGAUUUGAAUCUGGAAGGUCAUCAGAACUGGUGGUAAAGUUAAACAGAUUACUGGAGAGGUGUCUGAGGAACUCAAAGUGCAUAGACACUGAAUCCCUUUGUAUUGCUGCUGGAGAAAAGGUGUGGCAAAUACGUGUCGACCUUCAUUUGCUGAAUCAUGAAGGAAACAUCAUAGACGCAGCGAGCAUUGCUGCAAUUGCAGCACUCUGUCAUUUCAGGAGGCCUGAUGUGUCUGUUCAAGGUGAAGAGGUCACUGUGUACACGCCAGAGGAGCGUGACCCUGUUCCUCUCAGCAUUCAUCACAUGCCAAUAUGUGUCAGCUUUGCAUUUUUUCAGCAAGGGACAUACUUGUUGGUGGAUCCCAGUGAACGCGAAGAGCGGGUUAUGGAUGGGCUGCUUGUGAUCGCUAUGAAUAAACAUAGGGAAAUUUGCACCAUUCAGUCAAGUGGAGGCAUCAUGUUACUGAAAGAUCAGGUUUUGAGAUGCAGCAAGGUAGCUGCAGUGAAGGUAGCAGAGAUAACAGAACUAAUACAGAAGGCUCUGGAGAAUGACAAAAAGGUCCGGAAAGAAGGUGGAAAACAUGGUUUUGCAGAAUCCAUACCAGAUCAGCGAAUAACUGUCCUUAAAAUGGAAAAAGCCCCUGUAGAUACAUCAGAUGUGGAAGAAAAAGCUGAAGAAAUAAUUGCCAAAUCUGAGCCUCCAUCAAAUAUUGUAUCCAAACCAGUGAUUUGGGCAGAAGGCACUGCACAGAUUGGAGAGGGUCUCGAGAAUGCAUGGGGGGAGCUUGAAGAAUCAGAAGAUGAGGAGGAGGAGGAGGAGGAGGAGGAGGAGGAAGAAGAAGAAGUGGAUCAAAAGGAUGAAAUUGCUGCAGUGGCAGAAGAGGAACCAUCUUUGAAAAAGAAAACCAGCAAAGAUGAUGUUAUAAUGCUGUCAGACAGCGAAGAGGAGGAAGUCCUAAUUUUACAACCUGAUAAACCAUCACAAACCAGAAAAGCUGCAGCUGUCGCAGAAAAAGAAUCUGCUAUUCAAAAAAAGACAUCCAGCACGAAUAAGAAAAAGAAGAAAUCCAAUCGAUAGUGUUUGUUGUUUAUUUUUCUGCAGUCUAUUAGUACCUUGUCUUCUUUGGUCAAAGGAUCCCAGCAAGUGAGAUGUUUCUUCCAUUAAGUGAAGAAUGGGAAAUGUGCUCUGUAUAAGUAGUUAAUUUGGCCACAUGCAGAACAAAUGACCGACACAGGUUUGAUCUCCAAGGACCAUAAACAAGUCACAUUUGGCCUGCUAGGCUUAUGUAUUCAACUAUUGUGUGUAGUUUAUUGCAGUCUCUGCGCUUUCAGCCUGCUGCAUACACUACCCCAAACUCAGUUUAUUUACUAAAUUGUGACUUGUGGUCAGUUAAUAAAGUGAAAAAACAAAAUGAGGAAAUCAAAGGACGAGAAGAAAUCUUAUCUAUCUUGCAGCGUGGUAUAUCAAAGUCAGUCACUGAUUAGAAAAGAUUUCACUAGAGCCGUGAUUCUUUUAGCACUGCCAGUGUUGACUGGACCUAAAUAAAAAUUGAAUGAGACUGGUUGACACUGGAUAUUUGUCAACUAUGUUUCCCUAUUUUCCAAAGUUAGCCAUUGCCAUAUUUAAUGAGACACAAUAGGCAUCAAAACAAUGUUGGCUUAAUGAAGGAGUUUUGGUGUAUAAAUCCUGUCCCUGCAGUCUCACUGCUCAAUUUUCUGCCAUUUAGGAGUUAAAUUGCUUUGUUUAUAAAGCCAUAGUCACACCUCCCUGAAUGUGACUUGCAAAGCCUUCCUAAACACUUCCUGAAAAGUGAGAUUGAAUGUUUAAGCUUCCUUUAUUGCACAGUGUGUUUAUUUAGAAUUUAUUUCCUGCUCUGUUAAUAGCCUUCUAAACAAUAGAAGAGCCUCCUCUUUGAUUUAGAGGGACACUAUAGUCACCAGAACAAUUACAGCUUAUUGUAUUUGUUCUGGUGAGUAGAAUCAUUUCCUUCAGGCUUUUUCCUGUAAAGUCUUUUCAGAGAAAAAGCAGUGUUUACAUUACAGCUUAGUGAUAACUAGAUGGCUGCUAAAGCUGAAUCCUUGGGCAGUGUCUCCACCCACUGUAUGCAAACUCUCUGAACUUUCCUCACAGAGAUGCAUUGAUUCAAUUCAUAUCUAUGAGAAGAUGCUGAUGGGCCAGGGCUGUGUUUGACUUGUGCUGGCUCUGCCCCUGAUCUGCCUCCUUGACAGUCUCAGACAAUCCUAUGCGGAGCCAUUGUGAUUGACUCAGACCACCACUUCUGCUGUUGUGAGCAGACAGAGGCAGCAGCUUCAGACUUGAAUACAAGUAAGAUUUUACUAUAUUUAGUGAGGGGGCUAGAUGGUCGUUUUAACACUCUAUAGGGUUCCUUUAAAGUUCAAUUUACAGACGGGGAAAAAACUUUUACAAGUUAACAUCUGAUUGAAAAUGAAGAGAAAUUUUCAUGGAGUAGAAUCAUGGCUAGGGCUGCAUGUACAGACAGUAAAAGUGAUUUAACUCCUAAAUGGCAGAGAUUUAAGUAGUGAGCAUGUAAGGGCAUCUAUCCAUAAAAACUGCUUUAUUGCGCUAAAGGUGUUUUGAUCCUUUAACUGAAAGGAUUCCACAUGCUCCAAAUGAUAAAACAACUGUAUUAUUACACUGUGAUGUUUGGUAGAAAGCUAUACUGUUUAUAUAAUCUUUAUUUUUGUAAAUUCGCAAAUCUGAUGGGGCGAUAAAUAGGGAUGCUCGGAGUGAACACCAACUUACGAGCUGAAUUAUAAUAAAGUUUUUGGUAUUGAAAUUCUUCAGCAUGAUUUGCCUAAAUAUUUUAUUGAUGUUUGCUUCUCAUCCAUGCCAGCAAUAAACAAAGCCUUUCUUUAUCUACAA
Molecule: messenger RNA, 3266 nt
Organism: Pelobates fuscus (common spadefoot toad)
Lineage: Eukaryota; Metazoa; Chordata; Amphibia; Anura; Pelobatidae
Gene: EXOSC9
Product: exosome component 9
Exons: 12
Coding region: 120-1460 (446 amino acids)
Biological process (GO): nuclear polyadenylation-dependent mRNA catabolic process; TRAMP-dependent tRNA surveillance pathway; U4 snRNA 3'-end processing
Cellular component (GO): nuclear exosome (RNase complex); cytoplasmic exosome (RNase complex)
Molecular function (GO): mRNA 3'-UTR AU-rich region binding
Source: RefSeq, a predicted model, not a curated record